This is a messenger RNA of Oncorhynchus keta (chum salmon), 7020 nucleotides long. It is a transcript of the gene mfsd2ab, whose product is annotated as MFSD2 lysolipid transporter A, lysophospholipid b. Gene Ontology annotation, biological process: carbohydrate transport. The record is from RefSeq and is a predicted model, not a curated record. Gene Ontology annotation, molecular function: lysophospholipid:sodium symporter activity. The coding region runs from base 58 to 1659 and encodes 533 amino acids. Gene Ontology annotation, cellular component: membrane. Lineage: Eukaryota; Metazoa; Chordata; Actinopteri; Salmoniformes; Salmonidae. The transcript is spliced from 15 exons.
CUUUUCUGGUUGUGUGGAGUCUGGACUCAACUCUAAAGGUUAUUUAUUCAUAAAGUGAUGGCAAAAGGAGAAGGAACCGAACAAUAUUCCAACAAUAAUUUAUUAACGAAUAAACCGGUCAACCCAGAUGUGGUCAAAUUAGCUGUGAAGCGUGAACAGAAGAACAGGUUGUCCGUAUGCAACAAGCUGUGCUACGCGGUGGGAGGAGCGCCCUAUCAGAUCACAGGAUGUGCUCUCGGCUUCUUCCUUCAGAUAUACCUAUUGGACGUGGCCCAGUUGGACCCGUUCUAUGCAUCGAUCAUCCUGUUUGUGGGGAGGGCCUGGGACGCUAUAACGGAUCCCACCAUAGGCUUCCUGGUCUCCCGCUCUCCCUGGACACGCUUCGGACGCAUGUUGCCAUGGAUCCUGUUCUCCACUCCUCUAGCCGUGGUCAGUUACUUCCUCAUCUGGUAUGUUCCUGUGUUUGAGGAUGGGAGGGUCAUCUGGUACCUGGUCUUCUACUGCCUCUUCCAGACCCUUCAGACGUGUUUCCAUGUGCCCUACUCAGCUCUGACCAUGUUCAUCAGUGAAGAUCAGAAGGAGAGAGACUCUGCCACUGCUUACAGAAUGACGGUAGAGGUUCUGGGUACUGUGAUUGGCACAGCCGUCCAGGGUCAGAUUGUGGGCAUGGCCAACGCCCCCUGUAUCCCCACGCCCGGUGACAAUGUCACGGCCGACCGAUUAAACUCCUCCCUGCUGCUGGAACAGGAAGUCAACGCCACGAUCACCACUGUCAUCACCCUGGACCAGACGAAAACGGCCUACAAUAUAGCCUCCGGUGUCAUCUGUUCCAUCUACGUGCUCUGUGCCGUGGUGCUGUUCUUCGGAGUCAAGGAGAAGAAAGAGUCGUCUCGCCCCCGGUCAGAGCGCAUGUCGUUCUGGCAGGGUAUCAGGCUGGUGAUGGGUCAUGGACCUUACGUCAAGCUGGUGAUGGGCUUCCUCUUCACUUCACUGGCUUUCAUGCUACUGGAAGGGAACUUUGCUCUGUUCUGCUGCUACACUCUGGGCUUAAGGAACGACUUCCAGAACAUUCUACUGGUCAUCAUGCUCGCUGCGACGCUCACCAUCCCCUUCUGGCAGUGGUUCCUCACCAAGUUUGGCAAGAAGACAGCUGUGUACAUUGGCACCUCUUCUGUGAUCCCCUUCAUGAUCCUGGUGGUGUGUGUGAAGAGUAAUCUCAUCAUCACCUACCUCGUGUCGUUCGCUGCCGGGGUCGGAGUCGCUGCUGCCUUCCUGUUGCCAUGGUCCAUGCUGCCAGACGUGGUGGAUGACUUCCAGGUCCAGAACCCAGACUCUCGGGGUCACGAAGCCAUCUUUUAUUCCUUCUACGUCUUCUUCACCAAGUUUGCCUCUGGAAUCUCUCUGGGGAUCUCUACUCUCAGCUUGGAUUUUGCAGGGUAUAUGACUCGAGGUUGCACCCAGCCUGAGAAUGUGGAUAUAACCCUGAAGGUUCUGGUCUCCGCGGCGCCCAUAGGACUCCUUCUGAUUGGUCUGGUCAUAUUCCGCUCUUAUCCAAUCGACGAAGAGAGGAGGCAGGGCAACAGGAAGCUGCUGCAGGAGCAACGGGAAAAUGAGGCCGACUCCGAAACCGACUCGACAGAACUGACAAACAUGGUGUAGGUUCUAGAACACUCAUGGACCAAUGGCGUGACUGAUUGUUGCUUGCACUGGGUGGGGCUAAUGAGGGGGGCUGGACCUAUCACAAAGGCGACACUGCUUCCAUCCAACCACACUGCUGCUUCAGGUCUCUGAACUUAAAAGGAUCACUAACACAAGCUCCAAAAACAGAAGAUGUUUCUAAAACUGCUGUUCCGUAUGACGAGGAACGACAACAUAUCUGACCCCCCCCCCCCCAUGGCAAAGGAAGCAUAUGACUGACGGCCUUCCUGGUUUAAGUCCCGCCCACUUCAGCUAUGACACAUUUUCCCAACAGAAGUCACCCGUUGUGUUGUCAGUGUUGUUUUGGGUCCAAUCUAAAACGGCAACCCAUUUCCUUGUGCACCACACGGGGCUGUAACUGUAGUGAACUCCAUGGGGACUUUUUACGGUGUCAUUUCAGACGUUUUUUUUUUUUUAUGUCAAAUUAAUGUUGCACAGGAACCUUAAUGUUAUGGGUACAAUGCAUAGUACUGUUGAUGUAUAUUGCCAUAACUUUAUCUAUUGUAGGUAUAACUUGAAAGUCUCUAAUGACUUUUUAGACACUGCACGAGAACAAUUUACUACAACCCUCUUUUUCCAGGGUGGAGAAGAAGACUGUCGAAAGCUAAAUAAGAGCCUUUUUAUUCAUUUUAUUUUUUACUGGUAUCGGUUACAAAAGCCAGACAUUUUAAAAUAAUAUAUAUAUUUCUUUUUAUUAGAAUAUUUCUACAACAAUUUUGAAUAUCAAAUGUUUCUACUAAGUGUAUACAGACUUCAGUUUGGUACUGUCUUGACUGGUAAGACUACUGUACUGUCUUGACUGGUAAGACUACUGUACUGUCUUGACUGUUAGGACUACUGUACUGUCUAGACUGUUAGGACUACUGUACUGUCUUGACUGAUACUGUACUGUCUUGACUGAUAGGACUACUGUACUGUCUUGACUGGUAGGACUACUGUACUGUCUUGACUGAUAGGACUACUGUACUGUCUUGACUGUUAGGACUACUGUACUGUCUUGACUGUUAGGACUCUGACUAAUUUGUACUGCCGUGACUAUUAGGGCUCUGACUAAUUUGUACUGUCGUGACUGUUAGGACUCUGACUACUUUGUACUGUCGUGACUGUUAGGACUCUGACUACUUUGUACUGUCGUGACUGUUAGGGCUCUGACUAAUUUGUACUGUCGUGACUGUUAGGGCUCUGACUAAUUUGUACUGUCGUGACUGUUAGGGCUCUGACUAAUUUGUACUGUCGUGACUGUUAGGGCUCUGACUAAUUUGUACUGUCGUGACUGUUAGGGCUCUGACUAAUUUGUACUGUCGUGACUGUUAGGGCUCUGACUAAUUUGUACUGUCGUGACUGUUAGGGCUCUGACUAAUUUGUACUGUCGUGACUGUUAGGGCUCUGACUAAUUUGUACUGUCGUGACUGUUAGGACUCUGACUACUUUGUACUGUCGUGACUGUUAGGGCUCUGACUACUUUGUACUGUCGUGACUGUUAGGGCUCUGACUACUUAGGGCUCUGACUACUUUGUACUGUCGUGACUGUUAGGGCUCUGACUACUUAGGGCUCUGACUACUUUGUACUGUCUUGACUGUUAGGGCUCUGACUACUUAGGGCUCUGACUACUUAGGGCUCUGACUACUUAGGGCUCUGACUACUUAGGACUCUGACUACUUAGGGCUCUGACUACUUUGUACUGUCUUGACUGUUAGGGCUCUGACUACUUAGGGCUCUGACUACUUAGGGCUCUGACUACUUAGGGCUCUGACUACUUAGGGCUCUGACUACUUAGGGCUCUGACUACUUAGGGCUCUGACUACUUAGGACUCUGACUACUUAGUUCUCUGUCUACUUAGGGCUCUGACUACUUAGGGCUCUGACUACUUAAUUCUCUGUCUACUUAGGGCUCUGACUACUUAAUUCUCUGACUACUUAAUUCUCUGACUACUUAGGGCUCUGAAUACUUAGGGCUCUGACUACUUAAUUCUCUGACUACUUAGGGCUCUGACUACUUAAUUCUCUGACUACUUUGUACUGUCUUGACUGUUAGGACUCUGACUACUUAGGGCUCUGACUACUUAGGACUCUGACUACUUAGGGCUCUGACUACUUAGGGCUCUGACUACUUAGGGCUCUGACUACUUAGGGCUCUGACUACUUAAUGCUCUGUCUACUUAGGGCUCUGACUACUUAAUUCUCUGACUACUUAGGGCUCUGACUACUUAGGGCUCUGACUACUUAGGGCUCUGACUACUUAGGGCUCUGACUACUUAAUUCUCUGACUACUUAGUUCUCUGACUACUUAGGGCUCUGACUACUUAGGGCUCUGACUACUUAGGGCUCUGACUACUUAAUUCUCUGUCUACUUAGGGCUCUGACUACUUAGGGCUCUGACUACUUAGGGCUCUGACUACUUAAUUCUCUGACUACUUAGGGCUCUGACUACUUAGGGCUCUGACUACUUAGGGCUCUGACUACUUAGGGCUCUGACUACUUAAUUCUCUGACUACUUAAUUCUCUGUCUACUUAGGGCUCUGACUACUUAGUUCUCUGACUACUUAGGGCUCUGACUACUUAAUUCUCUGACUACUUAAUUCUCUGACUACUUAAUUCUCUGUCUACUUAGGGCUCUGACUACUUAGUUCUCUGACUACUUAGUUCUCUGACUACUUAGGGCUCUGACUACUUUGUAUUUUCUUAAUCCAGCUGCUUCUGAUGUGUAAUAUGUUGUCGACCUGUUAGUCCCAGUAUCUGCAUACUGUCAAUUCAACAUUUAUUUUUUUCCUUUUCUAAAUAUGUACAUAAACAAAAACAACAAUAAUAAUAAUAAUAAGUUAGAUUUGUAUAGUUUAGUUCCUUUUUAAGACAUUGUCUGCUGUUUGACACACUUCGCAAGGAAGUGAGGUCUCUUAUCAAUGUUUGUUUUACAAGUCGUGUGUUUCGUGCAGUUUUGAAACCAUCUCAAAUGUUUCCUUACCCACUUUUCUAUGUGCGGGUUUGUUUUGCACGGUCCAGUGCCCCUGGUGGGUGGAGAUUUCACUUAAGGACCAAUGCAAUGCUCUAAAAUAUACAAACACUGCCUUACCCAAGGGGACCGGGCCAUACAAAAUGAACUUGACCAUAAGCAUAUUCAACACGGGAGGUAUUCAUUAGGAAAGCAAACAGGGAGGAACCUACCCGAAUUCGUGCAAUAUAAACAUUCCUAGUGCACAAAUGAAUACACCCCAGUGUGGCCCAGAAGAGAUUUGGGACCAACUCUGUAGUCUAAUAAACUGGAGGUAAAAGCUGUGUUCAUCACAGCACUUAACCUCACCAUUAAACUAGAACCACUAGUACAACUGUUAACCAAGCUAUUUCACACAGCCUGUACAAUCUAUAGUAUCACUACAACACCGUUACUAGUUCAAGACUUAGUGUUGGGCAAAAACAUAACGACAGCUCGUACUAAUCUAGAAUGACUACCGUUUGAAGUAUUUUUUUGUUGAAAAAAUGUCCUGCUUAUAUUCUAGAUUUAUCCUAUUUUUUAAAUAACAUUUUUAAAGGUUGCUGUUGCGACUGAAAUGAGUUCUGAAUGCGUACCACAAAGUUACUACUAUGUGUAUUGGUCUCAAAACCUUUUUAUUUGGAAAGUUAACUGUAUCUUUAUUAAUUUUAAUUUAUUUUACAUUUUGAAAUGGUAAAUCCUCAGUCUUGUCUUUUUGUGUAGCUGUGGUUUUUUUUUUUGGGGGGGGGGGCAAGCAAGUCAAAGUAUUUGAAAAUGGGGGUGUAUGAAGUUUUGAAAGUGUCCACAGGAUGUCAGUUGAAAUUGAAAUUGAUUUACAGACGAAGACCACUAAGCCUAUACAUCAGCUCCAUGGAAAAUAUCAUCUUACACUGAAAUAUACACUGAAUUUUUUAUUUUUUAUUUUAUUUUUUUAAACAUGCAAUGAUUUUAAUGAGUUAUAUGAACUGUAUAAGGAAAUCAAGUCAAGUGAAAUAACUGAAUUAGGCCCUAAUCUAUGGAUUUCACAUGACUGGGAAUACAGAUAUGCAUCUGUUGGUCACAUAUCAACAACGACAAAAAGGUAGAGGCGUGGAUGGAUCAGGAAACCAGUCAGUAUUCGGAGUGAACGGCUUCGUGCAGCGCGACACAUCUCUUUCUUGAUCAGGCUGUUGAUUGUGGCCUGUGGAAUGUCGUCUCACUCCUCUUCAAUGGCUGUGGGAAGUUACUGGAUGUUGGUCGGGAACUGGAACACGCCGUCAUACACGUAGAUCCAGAGCAUCCCAAACAUGCUCAAUGGGUUGACACGUAGAUCCACCUGUGUAAUGAUCGUUCUGUUUAAUCAGCUUUCUUGAUAUGCCACACCUGUCAGGUGGAUGGAUUAUCUUGACAAAGGAUAAAAUGCUCACUUAACAGGGAUGUUAAACACAUUUGUAGACAAUGGAAAGUUUCUGGGAUCUUUAAUUCCAGCUCAUGAAACAUGAGAUCAACACUUUACAUGAUGCAUUUAUAUUGUUUGUUCAGUGUAUUAACAACGUUAUGUUAUACAUACGGUUUAUAUAUUUACAGACAAUUAUAGUGUUUGAUUUAGUCUCUCUAGUGGUCACCUAGCUCUGGUCCUAGUUAGAGGAACGGUCUAGUGCCCUGGACCAGAGCUAGUGGACAUCUUGUGUGCCAAAAGUGGUUAGAGAGAAGACUAUAAAUCCUACUUCGGUUACCAGACGUCUCCAUUUCUACCUGAUCAGUCACAUACGAUGGGAAAAACUUGUCAUUGUCCCACACAAUGAUAUCCGCGAGGGGAGUGUGGAUCUGUCUAUCUGUUAUUUGUCACACGCUAUCUGACAGCACUGGGACGAUUUGUGGAUUAAACUUGGGUGAAUGAUGCCUCUUGCCAUAGAGAUCUGACAUUUUAGAAAAAUUACACUGAUUGGCCCAAGACAGGAGCUAAUGGUAAUUAACUGAAAUGUGUUUAGUCACAUUAGUUCAUGUUUACUGUUGUCUUGUUUUUUUGUUUUUUUUGUUUUGUUUUGAUGAAUAUGUUUGGCGAUGACCUUCCUGUUCGACUCAAGGCAGUAGAAGGCAAACGUGUUUAGGCUCUAAAACGAGAAUCGUUUUUAACAUAACUUACUUCCACACAGAGCUGUAAUAAUGCCUUGUAUACACACACACACACACACACACACACACACACACACACACACACACACACACACACACACACACACACACACACACCAUCUCCUGUGCAUAAUGUAAAUAUAUGUAAGUAAAAGUUGUAUAUCUUUUGAUAUCCGUGCCAGAAAGUGAUCUGAACGGGUGUUCGAAGUAGUUAUUUAAUAAAUGUUAUACUAAUUGA